AUGGAGAAGCUGGAACCCUUGCCAAACGUAACACGGAUGAGCGAGCACGUAGUCAGGGUAUUGGGGCAGAACCCGGGCAAGUUUACCCUGCAAGGAACCAAUACCUACAUCAUUGGGAAACAGAACCCGUAUAUCCUCAUUGACACUGCUGAAGGCCGCGAGGAGUACAUACCAGUGCUCGAAUCUACCUUUCGCGAAACCGCGAAGUACGUCUCCGACAUCGUCAUAUCGCAUUGGCACCAUGACCAUGUCUGUGGUCUUCCUGCAGUCUUAUCUCUCCUGCACUCGUAUACUCCAUCUCCAGACGGAUCCCCAUUCCACGACCUCUACGAUGAUCAAAUCUUAACAGCAGAGUCCUCACCAACGUCUACAGUGCGUGUGUUACACACCCCAGGACAUACAACCGACUCCAUCUGUCUGCACAUCCCACAAGACCGCGCCCUCUAUACAGCAGAUACCGUUCUCGGGCAAGGAACAACAGUAUUCGAGGAUCUUUCAACCUACCUUACAAGUUUAAACAAGAUGCUGCAAUUUGAUUCAGACUCUGAGUCGCCUUACGUCUCCCUUUAUCCUGGACACGGCCCCGUCGUUACCAACGGCCGUGAACUCAUUGCGACGUACAUCAAGCAUAGGCUCGAUCGCGAGGCCCAGGUUGUGCAGGUGCUUCAGUCCCCCGUUCCAUCUGGGCAGACAGAUUGGACCACAUGGUUGAUAGUCAAGACUUUAUACUCUGCAUAUCCGGAGUCCUUGUGGCUCCCUGCGGCGCAUGGUAUCAACUUACAUUUGAAGAAGUUAGAGGGCGAUGGAGUCGUAAGACGCUUGGGAGGGGAAGGAACAGAAAUCAGUUGGAAAUUGACUUCGAGAAGGUCAUCACCCAGCCUGUAA
Laccaria bicolor S238N-H82 is the source of this 885-nucleotide messenger RNA. RefSeq lists its product as uncharacterized. Gene Ontology annotation, biological process: secondary metabolite biosynthetic process. The transcript is spliced from 6 exons. Bases 1 to 885 code for a protein of 294 amino acids. The record is from RefSeq and is a predicted model, not a curated record. Lineage: Eukaryota; Fungi; Basidiomycota; Agaricomycetes; Agaricales; Hydnangiaceae.